GCGCCGCGCUGCCCCGGCGGCGCCCGCUCGCCCGCCCGCCAUGGUGUCAUGGAUCAUCUCCAGGCUGGUGGUGCUUAUAUUUGGCACCCUUUACCCUGCAUAUUAUUCCUACAAGGCUGUGAAAUCGAAGGACAUUAAAGAAUAUGUCAAAUGGAUGAUGUACUGGAUUAUAUUUGCACUUUUUACCACAGCAGAGACAUUCACCGACAUCUUCCUUUGUUGGUUUCCAUUCUAUUAUGAACUAAAAAUAGCCUUUGUAGCCUGGCUGCUGUCUCCCUACACAAAAGGCUCCAGCCUCCUAUACAGGAAGUUUGUACAUCCCACGCUGUCUUCAAAAGAAAAGGAAAUUGAUGAUUGCUUGGUCCAAGCAAAAGACCGAAGUUAUGAUGCCCUUGUGCACUUUGGGAAGCGGGGCUUGAAUGUGGCGGCCACAGCGGCAGUGAUGGCUGCUUCCAAGGGGCAGGGUGCCUUAUCAGAGAGACUUCGCAGCUUCAGCAUGCAGGACCUCACCACCAUCAGGGGUGACGGUGCCCCUGCUCCCUCCAGCCCGCCCACACCGGGGUCCGGGCGAGCCACCGGCAAACACGGCCAGCCCAAGAUGUCCAGGAGCGCUUCUGAGAGUGCUAGCAGCUCAGGCACCGCCUAGAGUUCUUCGAUCCCGCUUUAGGAAGAAAAGUACCUCAUCCUCAGCCACUGAAACCACGUGAGUGAGAUGAGCCAACAGCACCGGACCCACAGAAUGUUUCUUCUCUGCCUUAAAGAGCUAGUCACUAAUAACGUAGAAAUCCGCAAGCUGGCGUGCUUUGAGUAUGCAGCCUCACAGACACAGCCUUUUCUCUCUCCCCUCUUCCACUUGCAAGACUUUAAUUUUCCUUUUCUUUAUGUUGCUGGGGAGAGGCUAAAGGGAAAGGUAGUGUGAGGGGGGUGACCUUUAAGUCUUCUGAGGUUAGUAAUUUUCCACAAUUGGAUUGUCAGCAGUGUGUUUUUAGAAAUAUAAGAGAUCACCCUCACACCGCCAAGAUGUACAUUUGUAAUUUAUUUGUCGCAUACUUCGUUUUUAGUCCUGUAAAUGCAAACAGAGCGAUUUUUUUAAACUUUUUUUUGUUCUUGGUACUAAUACUUUGGACUACGAUGUACAUAUUUAUCGGUUUUGGCUUAAUCAGAUGGACUCGCAAGGGCUGCCAGAGGUUCUAAUAUGUAAGAAAACUACAAGAUGUGUAAAAAUUAUUUUGAUUAUAGAGAAUGUCUCCGAUGUGCUUCUCAAGCUUCUAAACACAACUCCAGUAGAACAU
Molecule: messenger RNA, 1292 nt
Organism: Enhydra lutris kenyoni (northern sea otter)
Lineage: Eukaryota; Metazoa; Chordata; Mammalia; Carnivora; Mustelidae
Product: receptor accessory protein 1
Exons: 7
Coding region: 41-646 (201 amino acids)
Biological process (GO): endoplasmic reticulum tubular network organization
Cellular component (GO): endoplasmic reticulum tubular network; cytoplasmic microtubule; endoplasmic reticulum membrane
Molecular function (GO): microtubule binding
Source: RefSeq, a predicted model, not a curated record